AUGUGGAGGGACGCUGGAACUCCUGCUGAUUCGUUCUAUGAAAUCCGUCCUGAGUGUACUGAUGUACCCAAAACCCGCUUCAAAAUCAAGGCAGGCAAAACUUUAAGUGUAAGGAAAUGGCAGGCUGCAUUUUCUCCAGAAGGGCAUCUGGAUUUAGGCAAAACUUUAAGUCGAAUCUAUCGGGGGGGGAUCCAUCCAUUAAUUAGAGGAGAAGUUUGGGAAUUUCUACUUGGUUGUUUUGAUCCUAAAAGCACAUUUGAUGAAAGAGAGCAGAUGCGGCAACGUCGAAGAGUGGAAUAUGCUAGGUGGAAGGAAGAUUGCCGUCAAAUGUUUCCUGUUGUUGGAAGUGGUAGGUUUAUCACUGCCCCUGUAAUCAGUGAAGACGGUCAGCCCAUUCAGGAUCCCUUAGUGCUUUCACAAAUGAAUCCAGACAAGGGAGCUGAUGGUAACCGUGCUAAUGGUAUAGAACCGGUGACAGACAAGAAAGUAAUCCAGUGGAUGCUUACUCUACAUCAAAUAGGUCUUGAUGUGGUUCGCACUGACAGGACACUGGUGUUUUAUGAGAAGCAAGAACACUUAUCAAAACUUUGGGAUAUUCUAGCUGUUUAUGCCUGGAUAGAUACAGAUGUGGGCUAUUGUCAAGGAAUGAGUGAUCUUUGCUCCCCCAUGAUUAUCCUUCUUGAAGAUGAAGCAGAUGCAUUUUGGUGCUUUGAACGCUUGAUGCGCAGACUGCGAGGAAAUUUCAGAUGUACCGAUAGUUCUGUUGGGGUGGAGGCACAACUAAAUAAUCUAGCUUCAAUUACUCAAGUCAUUGAUCCAAAACUUCAUCAGCACUUAGAGACACUAGGUGGAGGCGACUAUUUAUUUGCUUUCCGGAUGCUUAUGGUUUUGUUCCGUCGAGAAUUCUCCUUUUGUGAUUCUUUAUACCUUUGGGAGAUGAUGUGGGCUCUUGAAUACGACCCUGAGUUAUUCAGUGUGUACGAAGAGUCUGAUACUGAUAGUGAAAAGGCCGAAGGAUCUAAGGGAAAAGCAAAGUCAAUACGUCAGUGUGGGAAGUAUGAGAGGGAAAAUAUGAAAAGUGGAGCAAACAAUUCAGAAGCACCGCUCCCAAUAUCUGUUUUCCUAGUUGCCAGUGUCUUGAAAGAUAAGAGCUCAAAGCUACUUACAGAAGCUCGGGGUCUGGAUGAUGUUGUUAAGAUAUUGAAUGACAUGACUGGAAAUUUAGAUGCCAAAAAAGCUUGCACUGGAGCAAUGAAACUUCACAAAAAAUAUCUAAAAAAGGGCUGGGCACAGUAUGAUAUGACACGAGAUGGAGGUCAUCUCGGUGUCAAUCCCGAAUAG
Molecule: messenger RNA, 1341 nt
Organism: Prunus armeniaca (apricot)
Lineage: Eukaryota; Viridiplantae; Streptophyta; Magnoliopsida; Rosales; Rosaceae
Source: the annotation of a GenBank genome assembly